AUGAAGGAUGAAAGGUGUAUUUUUAUAAUAUUACCAGAUGUUACUAAUGAUCUUAAAGACGAAGAAGUUCUAGAAAAAUUAGAAGAAAAAAAUUUUAUUAUUUUGAAAAAAAAAAAAGUUCACUUGACAGAAAAUGAAAUAAAAGAAAUAUUCGAUUUUACACCUGAGCAAUAUAAUGAUAUAAAUGAAUUUUAUGAUUAUAUAGAAAGUGGUUUGUCAUUGAUUAGUUUAAUAGAACAUAUAGAAGGAGAUACUAUUAGUAAAUUAAAUUCUUUAACUAAAAGUACUUCUAUAUUAAUAAAGGAUGAAAAAUACUUUGAAUGCUUAGAAUAUCAAUGCAAUUUAAAGUGCAAAAACGUUCCCUUUUAUUUUAGUAAAAAUGAGUGGUAUUUUAUUAGAGAUAUUGAUUUUUUUUUCCCAUCAUAUGACAAUAUAUGUUUGGAACGAACCUUUAUUAUAUUAAAACCUGACGUUGUGGAAAUGAAUAAGAUGAAUGCUAUAGUUAAUGACAUUUUAAAUUUCGACCUAUUAAUAGUAGCUAUAAAAAGAGGUGUGCUGUCUGUAGAAAGAGCAAAGAAAUUAUAUAGUGAUUUGGUUGAUAAGCCUUAUUAUAAUGAUUUGAUUGAUUUUAUGACAUCCUCAAAAGGAAUAGUUUGUUUGUUAAUAGAAGGUCCCAAUUGUAUAAGGAGGGCACACAUUUUAUGCGGACCAUCUUUUUCUUUAGUCGACUUUGAGCAUAUGCCAAAUUAUUGUUUAAAGAAGAAAUAUGGAACUAACCAAAUGAAGAACGCUGUACAUAUUUCUAAGGAUGAUAAUGUAGAGAAGGAAAUAGAUUUAUUUUUUGGAAACGAAAAUUUUAAGAGCGAGAAUGGAAUUAUAAUAAUUAAGGAAAGUAUAUUGGGAGUAGAUGGUUUGAUGAGAUUAAGAGAAUAUUUGAAUGAUUAUGGAUUUCGCAUAUUGGAAGAAAAGUUGGUUAGUAUGAGGACGUAUGAAAUAAAAAGUAUAUAUGAUAUGAAUGGUAUAAAUUAUUUAAAUGAUCAUUCAAGAUUGCAACAAAAUAUAGGUAAUAAUAAUUUGAUAGAGGAAAGUAACUUUAUAAUUAUACUAUUAUCACGUAUUAAUUGUCAGACAUGUUUGCAUUACUUAAAAUAUUUGGAUAUUAUUAAUAAAUGUGAAAAUAAGAAAUGGAAUAAUGUUAAAUUUUCAUUUUCUAUAAAUAAUUGUGAUAAAGACAAAUUUUGCAUUGAAAAAAAGAGUGAAGACGUUAUAUAUGUGUAUGAUGUAAAAAAGGUGAAUGAAUUAAUAAAGAAAUAUUUUAUUUUUGAAAGAUAUAAUGAUAAGAUUACAAUUGACAUGAUAAAGAAUUUUUUAUUUUGUAAAAAUGUUACAAAUAAAAUAUAUAAAGAUGAAGAGAAUAUAAAAUUAAGCAAUGUGCUUAUGGAAGGUUUAAGUAAAAUAUGUGAAAAGAAGCCUAUGAAUAAUUCAGCUGUUUUUUGGUUAUGUAAAUGGAUUAAACAAAGAGAAAAGGAAAUUAAAAAUGAUAUUAAGAUAGAAGAGGAAUUAAAAAGGAAAGAAGAUAUUUUGAAUUUAGAAAAGAAGAAGAAAAAAGGUAUGCAUAGAAGUGAUACUAUGGAAGUCAAUAAUUUUAAUAAAUCAUUAAAGUUAUGUGAUGAUGAUAAGUUGUUAAAUGUUUAUAAAAAUAAGGAAAUUAUAAUUAUUCCAGACAUAAAAGAAGACAAUGUUGAUUUCUUAGAUGAAAAAGAUAAUUAUGUUGAAAGAGCGAAAUCGGAAAUUAUAAAAUAUUUUGAAAAAUUAAAUUAUGUACAUUUAAAUUUUGAUGAACUCUGUACAAAAGAAGAAAAGAAAAAUUCUCUUUUGGGAAAAAAAAUUGAAUAUACCAAAAGGAAGUAUAAACAACUAACAGCUGAUUUAAUAAAACGUAUAUUAAAAGAAAAUUUAGAGAGGAAUAAAUUAUAUUACAAAUUUGUAUUGACAGGAUUUUCAAAUAUUAUUGAUACGUCUUAUUUGUCCAAGGAUGAUAUAAUACAAUGUUCCUUUUGUUUGAUAAUAAAAAGGGAGGAAGAAGAGAAAAGUGAAGGUGAAUAUAGAAAUGACGGAGAUGAAAAAGUGGAAGAAAUGAUAAAUGAGGAAGAAGUAAUAAAUGAAGAAGUAAUAAAUAAAGAAGAAGUAAUAAAUGAAGAAGUAAUAAAUGAAGAAGUAAUAAAUGAAGAAGUAAUAAAUGAAGAAGUAAUAAAUAAAGAAGUGAUAAAUAAAGAAGUGAUAAAUAAAAAAGAAGAGGAACACAUAAUUAAUAAUAAAGAAAAGUAUCUUUAUUUUUUAAAAUAUUUUUAUUGUAUAUAUAAAGAUAACAAUUAUAUUAUGCCCUUUUUGAAUAAAGGAAAAAUAUUGAUAUAUAGAAAAUCAAAUUUCCAGGAAUGCAUAAGAAUGUUCGAAAAUGAAGUAUUUCUUUUUUAUGGAAUAAAGAAAAAAUCUUUAAAGAAUAUAAUUACAUAUUUGAAAGAGUUUUAUAAUUUUUAUGUUAUAGAUCAUAUGAAAUGGUUAAGAGAAAAACGAGAAAAGAAAUUAAAAAAUAAUGAAUGUAUUGAAAAUAAAGAUGAAUAUUUUAUGUCUAUAUCUUUUUUUUCUUAUGUUAUUGAAAAAUGGAAGAUAUUGAUAAAUAAGGAUUGUAAUAAAAAAUUUAUCUUGUGUAAUUAUCCAUAUAAGGUAGAACAUAUUGAAAUGUUGGAAAAGAUGUUGAAUGUAAGAUUGUUUAUAUUUUAUUUUAAGAAUAAGAAGGAUGACAAUAUAAGUUAUAUUAAGGAGGGUGAUAAGAUACUAGAGGCCAUUGGUGAAAUUAAAUAUAAUAACCAAAUUAAUGAUGAUAAUAAUCAAAUUAAUUAUAAUGAUAUAAGGAGUAAAAGAGAAAGAAAUAAAUACAUAAGAGGAGAAAAAAUUUCCUAUACAUUAAUAAACAAUUUAAUUCAUAAAGUUAAAAAGAAAAAUACAACAUAUACAAAAUAUGAUGAGAUAAUAAAUAAGAGACAUGUGUUUACAUUUGAUGGUCCAAGUAAAGGUACUCAUGAAUAUGUAGACGAAAUAGAAAAUUUUUUCAGUACUAUAAUGAAUGUAGCUAAAAAAAAGGUUAUCCUAAUUUGUAAUAUGACAAAUAAGGAUAUAAAUUUUAUAGGAUUUUAUUUACAAUAUGCAUAUGCUAAUAUGGUUUUUUACGAUUUAAAUGUUGAUGAAGAUGUAGAUGAUAAUAUAUCUAAGUUUUUAAAGAAGGAUAUUAAAAAUAUAAUUGAAGAAGAUGUAAUUUAUAAUGAUAGUAUAUUUUAUAAAAAUAAAGACACGAAGGCAAAUAUAUUAAUAAAUAAAAUGACAAAAUUUAUAUCAACUGUAAACGCAAGUUAUUAUGUUUUUUCUAAUUUUCCUACUAAUUUAAAUUUUGAGGACUAUGAAAAGAUACAUUUAUUUUUUGAAAUAAAAUUGGCUAUAUUAAUGGUUGAGGAUGAUUCUUAUAUGAACAAGGUAGAUCUUAACAAAUUAAGUGAGCAUCCGUUUGGUUUUUUUUUUUUUUAUUUUUAUAAUAGGGGUAGCUUGUUGGUGAUGGGUGGAAAAGCGGUGGAUGGGAUGGAUAAGGAAAAAAUUAAAAUGGAAGAGGAAGACACGGAUAAAGAAAAAAUUAAAAUGGAAGAUGAAGGUGUGGAGAGAGAAAAAAAUAAAUUUGACGAAGUUAUGGAUAAAGAAAAGAUUAACCUAAAAAUGGACGAUUUAUACAAACAGUAUGAUAAUAUAAAAUUACAUAAUGAAGAAGUGACAAACCAGAAUGAACUACAUCCAAAUAAUAUAUUCCAAAAAAAUGAAUACGGUAAGGAAUUCCAAAUGUAUGAAUAUGAUGAUGAUAUGAAGAAAGUGAUACUUUCAAGAAUUGACGAGAGGAUUGGGCCGCGUUUAAUUUGUUAUUAUGUUGGAGAUGAGUAUGAUUUAGAUGUUUAUUUAAAAAAAAGAUUAAAUAAGAUGGAUGAAGAUAUCUUCCAUUUGGUAAGUUACGAUGAUGUUAUAAAAGGUUUUAUGUCUAUGAUUAUAAAUCAAGAUAAAGAAAGCAAGAAAGAAAAAAAAAAAAAAGAAAAUUUAAAAAAGUUGGUUGAGGAUAUAAGAAUAAGAAUAAGAAGAAAACAAAAAAAUAAUAAGGAGUAUAUAAAAACGAUGAUAUAUAAAUAUUACUUAAAAUAUAUUUUGAAGAAUAAAAGUAGAUAUUUAUUUUCUAACAUAAUAGUAUAUAACAUUCCCCCUAAAGAAAUUAUAGAGGAAGACAUUUUAAAGGACUAUUCAUAUAUUAUAGAUAUUAAGAAGGUAAUUCAUUUUGUUUAUUUUAUAGAGGACGAUAAUUAUAAUGCCUUAAAUGAUGAAAGGAUAUGUUCCGAUGUUAUGAAUGAACACGUUUUUUCUUUUAUGUUAGAAGAAGUGGGUCUUGAGAAGGUGGGCAGAAUGGUAAGUGAGGAAAAUAUAUUAGAUGUGGAAAAUGCAUCAGAUGAUCAAAAUGUGAUAACUAUAGAGGGUGUGUUAAAUGAAAGGAAUACUACAAAUGGGAAUGUAGAUAGUGCAAAAAUAUAUGAAGAGAAUGAAAAAGGGAGAGAUAAUGAAAUGAAAAAGGAAGAGGAAAAUAAAAAGAAUAAAAAGAAUAAAAAUAAAAAGAUGAAGAAAAAGAUGAAGAAAAAGAAGGAAACGACAAAAAAAACCAGGAUUAAGAAUAAUAGAAAGGAAAAAAAAAUGGAUAAAUAUAAUAAAGAAUUAAAAAAGAAUGAGAAAAUAUUUUUAUCAAAAUAUAAAGAUAUUGAGUUUACCCGGAUAUAUAUAGAUAAAGAGUUACCAUGUAAUAUGUUAAAUAUAUAUUGUCCUAAAAUAAUUAUUUUAUUUAUACCUCAAAAUAUAUAUUUACAAUUAUAUAUAUCAUCUCUGAUAUGUUUACAUUUGAAGAAUUAUAAAUCUAUUAAUACAGCUAGUUUGAUAUAUGAGAUAAGAAUAUUGGAAAGGAUGAAAAAAAAAAUGGUAUAUAUUGAAAAGUGUAAGAAAGGAGGGGAAGGGGAAAAGGAUACAUAUAUAUCAGACAUUAUGGAUGAAAAACGGAUGAUAAGAAAAAUAUAUAAUUAUAUAAUGAGUAGGAUAAAACGUGUGGAUAGCAAUAUAUUAUUAUGUGGUUUUCCGAUAUUUCUUAGAAAGAGUUAUUAUAAUAAUAAGAGUGAUUAUUUUUAUCAGUUUGAUUUUUUAAAAAAAUUUAAAAUUGAUGGAAUCAUAUCUUUUCUGUUCGAUGACACAUAUUUGGAACAGAUAUGUAAUGGUAAAAACAAUGUGUGUGCGGAAAAAUAUAAGGAAAUAUUAAAUUUUAUGUAUAAGGAGUAUCGUUACAAAUGUAAGAUAUAUUAUGAAACGAUAAGGAAUAAUGAUGAUUUACAAAAUGUGCUUGCGAAGAUGAAGAAUAAUUUAUAA
This is a messenger RNA of Plasmodium falciparum 3D7, 5487 nucleotides long. RefSeq names its product nucleoside-diphosphate kinase. Bases 1 to 5487 code for a protein of 1828 amino acids. The transcript has 7 exons. The record is from RefSeq and is a predicted model, not a curated record. Gene Ontology annotation, biological process: UTP biosynthetic process; GTP biosynthetic process; CTP biosynthetic process. Lineage: Eukaryota; Apicomplexa; Aconoidasida; Haemosporida; Plasmodiidae. Gene Ontology annotation, molecular function: nucleoside diphosphate kinase activity.